Molecule: messenger RNA, 4148 nt
Organism: Sus scrofa (pig)
Lineage: Eukaryota; Metazoa; Chordata; Mammalia; Artiodactyla; Suidae
Gene: SLC16A2
Product: solute carrier family 16 member 2
Biological process (GO): transmembrane transport
Molecular function (GO): thyroid hormone transmembrane transporter activity
Source: RefSeq, a predicted model, not a curated record
UUGAACGGGGGAGGAGGAGGAGAGGGCUCGAGGGACCGUCUGUCGCGGGACAGGCUGGCCAUCUGGGGCGCGGAGCCGGGAGGAGGCGGCAGCAGCAGCAGCAGCAGAAACAAGUACCAGCCACACAGCGGCUCCUCCAGCCCGAGCAACCACAGUCCCCCGGCCGCGAUGGCGCUGCAAAGCCUGGCGAGCGAGGAAGCUAAGGGGCCCUGGCGGGAGGCAGACCAGGAACAACAGGAGCGGGUGGGUAGCCCCGAGCCGGAGCCUGAGCCGGAGCCGGAGCCCGUGCCUGUGCCCCCACCCGAGCCUCAGCCAGAGCCCCAGCCGGAGCCCCAGCCCCUACCCGACCCUGCACCAAUGCCGGAGCUGGAGUUUGAGCCGGAGCCGGUGCACGAACCCGAGUCCACGCCCACAGUGGAGACCCGCGGCACCGCUCGAGGCUUCCAGCCCCCAGAAGGUGGCUUCGGUUGGAUGGUGGUCUUCGCUGCCACCUGGUGCAACGGCUCCAUCUUCGGCAUCCAGAACUCCUUCGGGAUUCUGUACUCCAUGCUGCUGCAGGAGGAAAGAGAGAAAAAUCGACAAGUGGAGUUCCAAGCAGCAUGGGUAGGAGCCCUCUCAAUGGGCAUGAUCUUCUUCUGUUCUCCCAUUGUGAGUAUAUUCACUGAUCGUUUGGGCUGCCGAAUCACAGCAACUGCGGGGGCUGCUGUCGCUUUCAUUGGCCUCCAUGCCAGCUCCUUCACCAGCUCCCUAAGCCUGCGUUACUUCACCUACGGGAUUCUCUUUGGUUGUGGCUGUUCCUUCGCCUUUCAGCCAUCUCUCGUCAUCCUGGGACACUACUUUCAACGCCGCCUGGGUCUGGCCAAUGGUGUGGUGUCUGCUGGGAGUAGCAUCUUUUCCAUAUCCUUCCCCCUCCUCAUCAAAACACUGGGGGCUAAGAUCAAGCUCGCCCAAACCUUCCAGGUGCUGAGUACCUUUAUGUUUGUUCUUACACUGCUUUCACUCACCUACCGGCCCCUCCUGCCCAGCUCCCAGGACACCCCAAGCAAGAGAGGUGUCCAUACCCUGUGCCAACGCUUUCUGGCUCAGCUCAGGAAGUACUUCAACAUGAGAGUGUUCCGCCAACGUACCUACCGCAUCUGGGCCUUCGGGAUUGCUGCUGCUGCCCUUGGCUACUUCGUUCCCUAUGUACACCUGAUGAAGUAUGUGGAAGAGGAAUUCUUGGAAAUCAAGCAGACCUGGGUGCUCUUGGUGUGUAUUGGGGCUACCUCAGGCCUUGGGCGCCUUGUGUCAGGCCGUGUCAGUGACUCCAUUCCUGGACUUAAGAAGAUCUACUUGCAGGUCAUCUCCUUCCUGCUCCUGGGCCUGAUGUCCAUGAUGAUUCCUCUCUGCCGGGGCUUUGGGGGCCUCAUCGUUGUCUGCCUCUUCCUGGGCCUGUGUGAUGGCUUCUUCAUCACCAUCAUGGCCCCAAUUGCAUUUGAGCUGGUGGGCCCAAUGCAGGCCUCACAGGCCAUUGGCUACCUCCUGGGCAUGAUGGCCCUGCCAAUGAUUGCUGGGCCCCCCAUUGCAGGCCUCCUCCGCAACUGUUUUGGGGACUACCAUGUGGCCUUCUACUUUGCCGGUGUGCCCCCCAUCAUCGGAGCUGUAAUCCUCUUGUUCGUCCCUCUGAUGCAUCAAAGGAUGUUCAAGAAAGAGCAAAGGGAUUCCAGCAAGGAUAAGAUGUUGGCCCCUGAGACAGACCCCAAUGGGGAGCUGCUGCCAGGCUCCCCAACCCCUGAGGAACCAAUCUAAAGCCUCUUAUUUGCCAUUGUGUGCUCCUCCCCAAACCUUUCCCUUCACCCUGCCCGGCUCAGCAUUUACAUUUUUGCCACCAGCACACUUGUUCCCAAACCUGCACACACAGCAUUUCAGUCACCUGACCAUCCCCUUGGAGCCAAAGCUCCAGGCGUUCCAAACUCAUUAACCAAAUUAUCCCCAUGAAUGCCUUUAAACUUGCCAGGGUUCUCCCCUCCCAGGAUCUAGGAAAGCUUGGGCUCACCUCCUGGCCUUUGGAACCUCUCCAUAUAGUUUCCAACUCUUGGGGAAGGAAAGAGAUGGGAACUCCUGGCCCAGCUUGUCAGUCACCCACUAAAAGCAAUUGCCAAAGGUGCUAUUGUAUCCCCAGGAGCCUGGUGGGAAGACCCAAGCCUCUGUGUGCUGAGGAGUUCCUUGCCAUCUGUCCAUAGGAAUGGUUGGGUAGGUGGCGUGGGGGGAAGGGCAUAGAGGAAAAAUGAGACAAGGAACCUUGUUUAGCCACAGAGUCUCUGAAGGCUGUGGCUUCCCAAGAGGUGUGGGUGACAUCAUUUUACAAGUGAAUAGAUAGUCUCCUCAUCUUGUGGUUGGUUAACACUCCGCUUCCUUCUUCCCUUCCUCCUUUUUUCCUCUACUGCUUCCUCUCCCUUCUCAUCCCCCUCUAUUUCUUUUUAUGAUUGUCAUAGUCUCAUGGGUGCUUGAAGAAAGGAGGAACCAAAAACUUGGGCCAAUCACCCUCACCUUGGCCUAGCUCACCCCUAAUACUAGCAUCAAGUCCACUCAUCUCAGGCUGAGCCACAUCUCACUUUUUGGCUCAAGUUACUGUAAUCCUAGACUGGAAGAGUAGAAUAUCACAUAGGGAAGGGACCUUAAACAUCAUAAAAUUCCUCUCGCUGAUUUUUUUUUUUACAGAUUUUCCAUGUCAAUGCAUUAACCUGCAGGCUGUUUCAGCCUCCCAUCCUUGUAUCCACCUGUCAAAAUGUGAAGAAAUGCCUUUCAUCUCAACAGGCAAAGGAAAACUGAUGACAGGGGGAAUGGCCUGGUUGGGAAAAGGCAAUAGUUAUUGACCCCAUGAAGGAUCAAUUCCCCCAUCUCUCAUUAUUCAUCAUAGGUCAACAUUUCCACUUGGGCCAUGCCAGGAAAGGAACUGUUUUAGGGAAAAUCUCACUUCCAAAUUGGAUCUCCAAAAAGCAGAGGCAGCAGCUGCACACAGGGUUGGACAAUUUCUUCUAGUAAGGAAAAAACAUUUUAGCCUUUACCACUUAAUGUGUGCUCCAUGAGGGGCAUCCUGGGCCACUCUACUUAGUGGGCAUUAAAGGUGCCAAGAAAGGUAGACUCUGGACUACCUUCAUCCCUCUGAAGUAGGUGCCAGAUACUUCCCUAUGCCUAGGCCCUGGGCAGCACUCUUGCUGAAGAGCAUUUCCAGCCAGGCUGUGUCUAGCUAGCAAAACUCACCCUCAUUAGGAGCUGAGCCUCUCUCCUCACUUGGCCUCUGUGUGACUCUCCCUAUUCUGGGUCUUUUUCUGUCGUGUUCCUGUUACCCUAACCUUUUAUCAUCUUCUUGCCAGGCAUCUUUGAUUGUCACUUAGAGCUAACAGUGACUUUCCACCCCAAACCAGGGCCAUCCCAGGGCCAGAAGGAUGAGGUUGCCCCUGAGGGGCUCCAAAGAAGACAGUGGUCCCCACCCAUUAGUUUUUCCAUUACAAACAGGCAGCUGGGGCAUGGUUGGCCUCUGAUGGUUUCAUUCAAGGCCAAAAUCCUCAGCCCUCUCCAUUGGUCCCAGUCCAGCUCUUAUCAACUCCCCAUAGGAAAACCCACUCGUUCUUGGCUCUGUGAUCAGGAAGGGGCCUGCCUAAAAACUAUUUUAUUAUCUCAAACAGCAGUGGAACCAGAAGAGCUAGGCUCUAGGACCCUUUGUGACUCCCAGGAGAGACCAUUGAAAAGGUUGGAGCAACAAAGCUCCUGCUUCCAUUCCUCCCUGCCCACCUCCACCAAAUCAUCUGAGGUUCUGCAAGACCUUCUUUGUUGCUUAUGGCAUGGAUAGCUCUUAAGAAUCAGGCUGCCACCCACUUCUCUCCAGAUGAAGGGAGGACAUUGACAGGUUCCAAAUCUGCCCUAUCAGGUGUCACAUAACAUGGCGAGGUAUCAGUUUACUUCUUCCACACGUGUAUGUCCAUGUGUAUGCUUGUGCGCUUUUGGAGAGAAUGUUCGUUGGCAAAAGUAGUAUUAAUAUUUAGGGUAAGAUGCAGCCUCUUAUGUACCACAGUUAAAUCUACGAACGAACAAAACUUGUGAGCUUGAGAUCUGGGACAUUUAAAUCCUCAAAAGGUUUGGAACAAAAUAAACAAAUCUAAAAUCUA